This is a messenger RNA of Fomitopsis serialis, 1031 nucleotides long. RefSeq lists its product as uncharacterized. The coding region runs from base 286 to 963 and encodes 225 amino acids. NCBI's taxonomy places the organism in Eukaryota, Fungi, Basidiomycota, Agaricomycetes, Polyporales, Fomitopsidaceae. The record is from RefSeq and is a predicted model, not a curated record. The transcript is spliced from 3 exons.
UAAGGGUGGUCAAGUUCAUACCAGUGUAUUGGUUGGACAUGGCCAUCUAAGCCCAAUUUUCAGCUUAUGCUCCGGUCAGACGGAAGAGGCCCUUGGGGCACAAACAUUGCGGAGUGGAUAUGGAAUGUGGUAUCGUAAGCUACGCUUUGAUUAUAUGAUACAAUCAUCACUUCGCACCGCAUUGACAGCCGAACAGUGAACGCAUCAUGCAUAGGGCCUCCGCCUCUGAGCCCAAGGCUCCCGGGUGACUCGCGAAUAGCGUCGACUUCGGUACUACCAUUAGAUAUGGAACUUCACAUUGCCUAUCCUCUAGGUGAAGACGUUAAUCGGUACCAUUCACUCUCCAUCGAUGUUAGUGAGGUCCAGAGCAAACGACGUUCUGAGUUUUGCAUAAGACCACCAGUCCUGGUAGGACGACACACGGAUCCACCGCUCUUGGAAGCAACGUUUAGCCACCACCGCUGUCCCAUGCUUUCGACUCGGAGCUCCCGUCAACACCUACGAUGUCGACGUCUAGCAGCAGCGCAACAUCCAAUUCUGUCGUCGACCACUCUGUUCCUCUUCAAUGCGAUAGCGCCAUUCGCACCGGUUCCUCAUCAUAGUGUACACAAUCGCUCAGUAUGUGUAUGUUUCGCAUACAUUCCUGGUGCCCUCCCCAUCCACGAGGAGGAACUGGAGCUGUUACCCGUGCGCUCUGAUAGGCCCGGAAUUGAGCGAGACCUGAGGAACGGUUCCCGAGCCAUGCCUUCCCGUGGUGUUACUGUCCAGUCACGGUACCAUGCCAAAACGUCGUCGACGUCUUAUUCGAACAAACAGUUGACCGGAACAGCCACCGCGAGGAAGGCAACCAGAGAUGGAGUGAAGAAACUCGCGCGUCAACGCAGGGAGUUCAAGGACGUUAUACACGCCUCGCAUGGCCAGUACGUCCGCAUCCCAGAGACGACCACAGAUCAUAACGCAUGACCGGCCAAGUCUAUCCAUCCGCCGUUACUUAGUCAGGAUGACAGUACCUUAACUCCAUACGGACAUUC